Molecule: messenger RNA, 1873 nt
Organism: Manihot esculenta (cassava)
Lineage: Eukaryota; Viridiplantae; Streptophyta; Magnoliopsida; Malpighiales; Euphorbiaceae
Exons: 3
Coding region: 503-1348 (281 amino acids)
Source: RefSeq, a predicted model, not a curated record
AACUCAUUAAUGCAUAUAUACUAUAAACAUCUCUCUCUCUCUCAGUGCAUAAAUAUAUAUACUCCAAGCUUUUUUCUUGCCUGUUUCCUUCACAGCCUGUCAAGCUUGAAUUAUAAGAUCAUGAUUAUAAUUGUUUAGAAACAGGUUUGUUUUGUUGUUUCCCUAAGCAAACAGAAAGAGAUAAAGAGAAAGAGAGAAAAAAAAAAAAGAAAAAAGACUAAUUCUGGGUUGUCAAAGAAAGGGAUAUUCAUUGUUGGAGUGUUGUUUACUGUUCAUCUAUCUAUCUCUAUCUCCAAAUUUACCCUCAAAUAUUCUUGGGUUUCUCCCUCCAUUUUUCUCUCGAAUCAUGAGUUAUGGAAGCUCACAAUGAAGUUGGCUUCUUGUUCUUUCAGCUUUGGUUCCCUAUUGGACAGGAUUAAUUUAGUUAGGAAUGACUGAGGAGGAAGAUGUUCGAUGAGCUUCUUUGGACAGAUUCGAGAUCUGAUUAUCUUUUCUUGCAGGAAUGGGAACUAAACUUGAAUGUGCCUUCAAUCUCUUACCACCUUCACCAAAGAGCAAAAGCUUUAGUGUUCAUUGUGUGGAUGAACUUGACUAUUUGCAAACUAAAGCGUUGAAUAUUAGCUUCCAAAUCACUGGAUUGGACAAGCAUCACAGCUCUCUUAAAGAUAGAAUGUCUGAAAAAAACAACAUAGAUUUCAUCAGAAAGACAAUGCAGAUGCAUGAAGAUACCUUCAAACAGCAGGUGAGGGAACUCCACAGGCUAUACAAUGUACAGAAGAUGUUAAUGAAUGAGCUGAGCAAAGAAAUUAAACAGAAUAAAAAGUACUGGAGUCCCAUGACUCGUAGUUCAGACAUUAACCAGCAUAAUCCCACAACCCAAACCACUUAUAUGUACAGUUUUAAACUUGAAGACUCAAGCCCAAGGGAAAGAAGUGGCAGUUGCCCUGGUGAAACCAUAAGAAUGAUAACAGGACGAUUUGAUCUUGAGAGGCCUGCUGCAGAGGAAGCCAUUGAUGAUCCCUGGGCUGCUGGGAAAAGCUCUUUCAUUCCCUUUAUGAGCAACAAUGGUUCUGACCAAGAAAGUGAAGUGGAGCUAACAUUAAGCAUUGGAGGAAGCAGCACCAGCAGCAAGAAGAUGAUCAUGUCCACAAAUCAAGAACUGGGAUUGUCUGAACAAAUGCAGAAGAGUAUUAAGGAGCUUGAUUCUCCUGCAUCAAUUAUGUCUGGAAAAGGAGAGAAUUGCAGUGACCCAACAACACCAAUGAGCAGCUCUAGUACAACGUUUGAUCAGGAAAGAAAACAACCACAUUGGCUUUUACAAGGUUUAAACAUAAACAGAACUACUUGAACUUUAAUUUCUGACUUGUAUUAGUGUCUUAUUCUAAAAAACUUUGAUUUUUUUUUUUUUUUGAUGACUGAAUCAGAUCAAAUAUUCUUAAUUUAGUUGCCAAAAUUAAUCUGAUAAAUGGAUCAUUGAGGUGUACAUGGUGUGUGAAUAGGACAUGUACAAAACUUUCUGUUCAACUAUUUUUGCUGUCCACAUUGGUUCAAAGCCUUUAUUGUUUCUGUUUUUAGCAAGCUACAAAGGAAAGCAUUGUGAAUGAAGAAAAUUGUAAACUGUUGCAUUUUGUAACUAGUUUCCACCCGCCCUUGAAUGUGAUUGUGAACUUGAAUAUGGUUAUGAAUAUGAUUGUGAAUGGAGAAAAUUUUCGUUUGUCAUUGAAUGUGAGUGAAAAAAUCUCUCCUCCUGACUCCUAGUAUUGGAUUUGAAUAGAGAAUAUUUUUUUCUAGUCUUUUUAUGUGAAUGGAGAAUUUUCUUAUCAUGCUCUUGCAGGCUUAGGUUUUUAUGGCAUGAAUUUAUUGUGUUUUUGGA